Haliotis rubra (blacklip abalone) is the source of this 1086-nucleotide messenger RNA. RefSeq lists its product as uncharacterized. The transcript has 3 exons. NCBI's taxonomy places the organism in Eukaryota, Metazoa, Mollusca, Gastropoda, Lepetellida, Haliotidae. The coding region runs from base 1 to 1086 and encodes 361 amino acids. The record is from RefSeq and is a predicted model, not a curated record.
AUGCAGAUUCUACUUCGAAACAACCUGGUGUUCGACAUAUCAAAGGUCGACACCAUGGUGUUUGACUGUUUAAUGUGCUGGACCAGCAAGUCCGUUACCGAGGACCCCAUUAACGCCGCGUCCACCAACAAUGCCGCCGUGUCCAGCAACACCGUGCCCCCCAACGAUGCCACUGUGACCAGCAAGACCGUUACCAAAGACUCCAUUGAUGCCACGUCCACCGACGAUGCCACCAUGUCCAGCAAGACCAUGUCCACCAACGAUGCCUCCAUGACCAGCAAGUCCGUUACCGAAGACUCCAUUGACGCCAUGUCCACCAAUAAUUCCACCGUGACCAGCAAGUCCGUUACCGAACACUCCACUGAUGCCACGUCCACCAACGAUGCCACCAUGUCCAGCAAGACCAUGUCCACCAACGAUGCCUCCAUGACCAGCAAGUCCGUUGCCGAAGAGUCCAUUGACGCCAUGUCCACCAACAAUGCCACCGUGACCAGCAAGUCCAUUACCGAACACUCCACUGAUGCCACGUCCACCAACGAUGCCACCAUGUCCAGCAAGACCAUGUCCACCAACGAUGCCUCCAUGACCAGCAAGUCCAUUACCGAAGAGUCCAUUGACACCAUGUCCACCAACAAUGCCACCGUGACCAGCAAGACCGUUACCAAAGACUCCAUUGAUGCCACGUCCACCGACGAUGCCACCAUGUCCAGCAAGACCAUGUCCACCAACGAUGCCUCCAUGACCAGCAAGUCCGUUACCGAAGACUCCAUUGACGCCAUGUCCACCAAUAAUUCCACCGUGACCAGCAAGACCGUUACCGAACACUCCACUGAUGCCACGUCCACCAACGAUGCCACCAUGACCAGCAAGACCACGUCCACCAACGAUGCCGCCAUGUCCAACAAGUCCGUUACCACCAACAAUGCCACCGAAGGAACCAGAGCCUUUACCGUAUCCGUAGUUGUUAUAGCCGUAGCCUUUUCCUGCAAUACCACCGUUGUUGAAACCGAAACCGAAAGCACCAUUUCCAAGACCUCCACCGAUGAGAGGCACCUGAGCCAGGGUGGAGCACACCAGCACGGAUAA